Messenger RNA from Gasterosteus aculeatus aculeatus (three-spined stickleback), 2133 nucleotides. NCBI's taxonomy places the organism in Eukaryota, Metazoa, Chordata, Actinopteri, Perciformes, Gasterosteidae. The record is from RefSeq and is a predicted model, not a curated record.
AGAACGAAGAAGAAGAACCAUAGCAACGAUUGAAACAAAAAUGGAGUUAUCCGCCACUGUGUUUUGGUCCAUUUUAAACGUUUUCGGUUUAUUUCUCUUGUAUACUGCCGUGACUACACACGAAAAUACAACACACUAUGGCUUGAAUACUGAAUUCCAGAACGUAUCAUAUAGUGUUAAAGACAACUAUACAACUACACAGCCGACAGAGUUUGAUUCGACAAUCCCGAAAACACCGAGGUUCAGCAGCCCAGAGGAGCCCGUUCAGUCAACAACGCCCGCUGAGCCCCUGCCCGUCUCCGGCCGCCUGCUCACUCCUGGUACCACAGUUGGAAGCUUGUGUCCCUGUGACAAGCUUAUGGGUGUGUGUGACAUCAACUGCUGCUGUGACAGAGCAUGUAGUAAGGAGAUUGCUCUGUUCACCGGCUGCUCAGUUUACACUAUCAGUGGCAUAAAGCAGCGGUGCAGCAAUGUGGUUGUGACUUACUCUUUAGGGAGCAGGCUUGAUGGAUAUUCAGAGCUUCAUUCGUUUGUCCGGAAGGAGAUUAAUUAUGACAUCUUCUGCAUUCAGUCACAGAACCGUGUUGAUGGAUUAUCUCACCCCUCUCCUGCUCUUCCAACUGACAGCAACUUUGACUCACUCUUUGAGGAGUUCAUCAGGUUUUAUUUUGGUUCAGAAGAAAACGGCAGUCCAGAAAACCCUGUAGACCACCAGACCCUGUCAGGGUACCAGUGUGGUGAUGUGAUGGUGACAGCAGGAGAGAGUGGACAGGGAGGGAUAUUCUGGCUACCAGCUCCUUUAGUCACUGCUGAAUGUGUGGACAACAGUCCUGCAGCGUUCUUAAAGGAUCAGAGCAGUCUGUGUUCUCGUCGUCUGGUCCUGAAGCACGACUGUGAAUCUCUUCUGGCCCUCCGCAUUGACACUUACACCAACAUGGGGCUCUUUGCUGGGAAGACUCCAGAUGCAGCAGAGCUUGUACCUGUGGAGUUGGCUUCAGUUAUCCUGCAGACUGUUGAUGGGAGUCAGACAGAGCUCAUCAUCAAUGGUGGAGAAAACCUCAACCCUGUUCUGAAUCCCACAGCCUGUGUUAAUGUGGUGCUCAAGGUCGCAUAUCUGACUACGUUCAAUCCAUCCGGUAAGAUAUUGAAUGUGACGGUGUCUCUGGUACUUGGAUUUGUCCGUGAAGCUGCACUGUCCCUGGAACAGGAGUUUAGCAUCACAUUUGUCCAGGAGAACGGGGAUGAUGGGGCCAUACACUACAGUGGAAAUCCAGGUUAUGUGGUGGGGCUACCUCUUGUGUCUGGAACAAGAACAGUCGAAGGGAUCAUUCGAAGCGUUGACUCCAGGGACACAGUAUCUCUUCUUCACAGUGCUGGAGACCAGGACUGUCUGCAGGAACCACACAAGCGUUCCCCCGUCCUGUUUGGUCUGGAUUCUGUGUCCGGCUGCACAUUAAGACUGACAGAUACUGCCAACUGCUCUCUGGUCGUUCAGGUUCUUUUGGAUGUUUUAAGAGGAACAAACAGGGGCAAAUUUGUGGCAUCUUUUGGAAACACUCCGCUACACUAUCCACUGGAUUGGGUCCCGAUAGAGAGCAACUUCAAUUCUGUGGAUGGACAUUGCAGGAUCCCAUUGUCGAUCCACCUACAAAUUCAGUGGACUAGGUAUGGAUCAUUGAUAAACCCCCAAGCUCAGAUAGUGAGCAUAAAGGAAGUAAUCCAAACCAACAUCACCAGUUUGGACAUGUUGUCUGGAAGCAACAGCAUCCUGUCAGUCAGGACCUCAGUGGCCUUUAUAUCAUUUUCUGCUGCUGGUCUUCCUGGUUACAGAGCCACGCCCACGAUCAACACCAAACUUCCAUUUGACUUCUUUUUCCCAUUUGUCUGAGUACACAUGGAAACAGAGAAGAGGUCAAAUGGGUAUUCUGCAUUCAUGGUGGGCUUGUCUUACUGUGUCCAAGCUACCACGAGGAACCUUCCUCCCUCUUUUAUCCCAAAAAAUACAUUACACAUCUUUACAGUCAAUCUCUCUAUAGUAUAUGAUAACAUAACCAAAAAUCCUGUUUAUACAACUAGCAUGUUGUGUUCCUGUAUAUUCUGUGAAUAAUUGAAAUAGAAUUGUAAAAAAUGAAA